Plasmodium vivax (malaria parasite P. vivax) is the source of this 1935-nucleotide messenger RNA. RefSeq names its product WD domain, G-beta repeat domain containing protein. The transcript has a single exon. Gene Ontology annotation, cellular component: U4/U6 x U5 tri-snRNP complex. Bases 1 to 1935 code for a protein of 644 amino acids. Gene Ontology annotation, biological process: mRNA splicing, via spliceosome. The record is from RefSeq and is a predicted model, not a curated record. Gene Ontology annotation, molecular function: protein binding; U6 snRNA binding; U4 snRNA binding. NCBI's taxonomy places the organism in Eukaryota, Apicomplexa, Aconoidasida, Haemosporida, Plasmodiidae.
AUGAAAAUCAGCGAUGUGCUGAGUGAGUCCAUAUUAAGCGAAAAUGGGAAGCUGAAAAAAAGCGGAAUAGGGAUGGGGUUCGGGGUAGGAAUCGGCAAAGGGAAGGGGGAAACGGCUAGCAGCGAAAAUGUACUGGAAGAAUUUGAAAUCAAAAGUAAAAUGAGGAAGGUGUGUUUGGGAAUCCCCACGAAGGAAUUGGAUGUGAAGAAUAUCCUCAGGCUAUUGAAAGAACCCAUUUGUCUCUUUGGAGAAGAUAGCUACGAUAAAAGAAAAAGACUCAAAAGUGUGCUCGUAACAAAAUAUGAUAAAUUUGUAAAAAAAAAAAAUGUGGACAAUGAGGAGGAAGUGGAAGAAUUUAAAAACAUCCUGAAACGGUACUACAUCGAUUUUAGUAAACUGUAUGAUGUGAAUUCACCAGAAUAUUUAAAAAUAAACGAAUUGGAAGAGCAGCUAGGCACGAAGAGGUUAAAGCAACAGAGCAUUGCAGCUAAAGGGAUCACUGUGAGGAGUACCAUUAAGGAAAAAUUUUACACGGAAAGUUCGGAGGCACUUAAGCAAGCUCGUCUAGACUUAACCUUAAAAACGUUGCCGAGGAUAUUCUUGCACAAAGAAAUGAUAAACAAAUUUCAAGAAAAAUUUUCCAAGGAUGAAUUUGAGAGAUAUAUAUCGCUGUAUAGCGAACAUAUGAAGAGCGAAUUCGAUUUGUUCAUUUCUCAACUGGGUGAUGAUAGACCUCUAACCAUGGGGAAGUUUUCCCCCGACAAUAGCGUCUUUGCAGUCAGCAGUUAUAAUACGUACAUUAACAUUUUUAAUUACCAGAAUGAUAAUUACAACAUCGUGAAGACGCUCAAAAAUGGACACGAGGAUAAAAUAAAUUGCAUUGAUUGGAACUAUCCCAAUAAUUAUUCCUACUAUAGCACGCUUAGCUAUAGGGAUGUGCAGAAGGUGGACCUCCGCUUGGCGUCCUGCUCAUCGGAUAGGUCCUUCUGCCUUUGGAGGCCCUUCACCGAGGAGGAUUUGCUGGAUGACCCAGGCGCUUUGUAUAGAGACGCUCGCGAAAAGGCGGCCACGGGGGGGAAGAACAAAGGCGGUGAACACUCCGGUGAACACUCCGCGGACCAGCUGAGCGAUGAUGAGGAGGACCCCAAAGGGGCCGGCGCGAGGGCAAAGGGUGACCAGCAUAAUGGGGAAGGGGAAAAAAAAAAACCCAAUAAUGGCAGCAAAAGUGAUAGAAGCGGUAAAAAUGGCGGAGGUGGCAAGGGACACCUGCUGUGCAAGGUGAAGGCGCACGACGAUCGGAUAAACAAAAUAUCCUUUCAUCCUCUCAACAGACACGUGCUGACGUGCUCGGAAGAUGAAACGAUAAAGUUCUUCGACAUCGAAACGCAGGAAGAGCUGUUUUACCAAGAGGGUCACAACGCGAAUGUGUAUUCGGCCACGUUUAACCCCUAUGGAAAUUUAUACCUGUCUGGAGACUCCAAGGGGGGACUAAUGCUAUGGGAUAUAAGAACGGGAAAAAAUAUUGACAAAAAAAAAAUGGUGCAUAAUAACUGCAUCAUGAACAUCAAUUUUAACCCCUUCAUGCCAAACAUGUUCUGUACCUGCUCAGCUGAUAAUACAAUAAAAAUAUUUGACUUGAGAAACUUCACCGUUUCGUGUAACAUCCUUGCACACAACAAAAUAGUAACGGACGCAGUUUUCGAGCCAACCUAUGGCAGGUACAUAACGUCCUGUUCCUUCGACACCUUCAUCAAAAUAUGGGACUCUGUGAAUUUCUACUGCACCAAGAUUUUAUAUAAUAAUGAUAAUAAGGUCAGAAAUGUUGAUGUCUCUCCGGAUGGGAGCUUCAUAUCGUCCACCUCUUUUGACAGGACGUGGAAGCUGUACAAGAAUACCCAGUUUGCCGAGGAGAACAUUCUUGCUCAUUUUUUUUGA